AUGGUGAGUUUCGCUCGAUUCGAGCAUAGCGUUCACGGUCAAUUGGAGAGCACGAUGACUUACAUUAUCAUUGUUAGCUGUCUCUGCAGUCUAUGGUUUGAUCACUCACAGCGAAAGCGAAAGCGCAAGAUUUUCGAGGUUGAUGAUGAACAACGUAACGCAUCAAGCGGUAUAGCUUCUCUUCCAGAAGAGAAAAAGAAGAAAAGACAAAAGCAGAGACAGUCAAGCCUGAACUUUGAUUGUUACCACAAUGUUUUGUUGGUAGAUUUGGCGCGAACACCGCUGGUGUGGGCGGCUGCCAACGGACAUGAGGCAGUGGUCCAACUGCUACUCGAGAAUGGGGCAGGCGUCAAUGCCAAGUCCGAGAAUAGCAGAAAUAGUCGCAUGGCGCUUCAGUGCGCCGCUGCAGGCGGACAUGAGGCAGCACCAAAUUCGAAGUGA
Messenger RNA from Penicillium brevicompactum, 441 nucleotides. RefSeq lists its product as uncharacterized. Bases 1 to 441 code for a protein of 146 amino acids. Gene Ontology annotation, molecular function: protein binding. The record is from RefSeq and is a predicted model, not a curated record. NCBI's taxonomy places the organism in Eukaryota, Fungi, Ascomycota, Eurotiomycetes, Eurotiales, Aspergillaceae. The transcript has a single exon.